This is a messenger RNA of Fundulus heteroclitus (mummichog), 2472 nucleotides long. RefSeq names its product RAB15, member RAS oncogene family (gene rab15). NCBI's taxonomy places the organism in Eukaryota, Metazoa, Chordata, Actinopteri, Cyprinodontiformes, Fundulidae. Bases 260 to 901 code for a protein of 213 amino acids. The transcript is spliced from 7 exons. The record is from RefSeq and is a predicted model, not a curated record. Gene Ontology annotation, biological process: Rab protein signal transduction. Gene Ontology annotation, molecular function: GTPase activity; GTP binding.
AGCAUCUUGACAGAGGUCCACCGCACCCACUGGAAGCUGGAGGUUGCCUGGGAAGCUGGAGCAUCCCAGUUUUUCUGUCACCAGUGAACAAAAACACUCACAGCCUUGGGUGGCCCUGCUGAACAGACAUGGGAUCCAGGCGGGGUGAGAGUGGCCAUUCAUCGCUGAGUUAGCUGACUCUGGUCUCCAUUCUAUUGUAUUCUAUUUUUUUUCUAUUUUUUUUUUUUUUUUUUAAAUCAUCAGCCCAUGAGACAACACCAUGGCUAAGCAGUACGAUGUGCUCUUCCGACUCCUGCUCCUAGGGGACUCGGGGGUUGGGAAAACAUGUUUGUUAUGCAGAUUCACGGACAACGAAUUUCACCCCUCACACAUCUCCACCAUCGGCGUGGACUUCAAAAUGAAGACACUAGUAAUAGAUGGUAUCAAGGUCCGAAUACAGAUAUGGGAUACAGCGGGCCAGGAACGAUACCAGACCAUUACCAAGCAGUACUACAGACGAGCACAGGGAAUCUUCUUAGUGUACGACAUCACGAGCGAGCGAUCUUUCCAGCACAUCAUGAAGUGGGCCAGCGACGUGGACGAGUACGCUCCGGAGAAGGUCCAGAAGAUUCUUGUGGGCAACAAGUCAGACGAUGUGGAGAAGAGGCAGGUGGCCACAGAGCAAGGUGUCAAGUUGGCCAAGGCCUAUGGGAUGGACUUCUUUGAGACAAGUGCCUUCACCAACCACAACAUAACGGAGACUUUUACACGGCUGGCCGAGCAGGUGCUGGCGGCCAACAAAAAGGACCUGGAUCUGCUCCGGAUAUCCCUCAACGAUGAGCUGAACCUCACCGCUCUGGAGGAAGAGGAGGGCCUGUGCGACGGUGGAAGCGACGAGCAGCACAGAGCCUGCUGGUGUUAAGGAACAUCUCGUGCUCCUAUUUCAACAUCUGUCUCCAGAAACUCUUGGGAAAAAAAAAAAAAAUCAGCUUGGCUUUGGUUUCCGUCUGACACAAGAGACCACCUUUAAAUCAGAUCUGGAGGAUCACCAACGGGAUACAUUUUUCAAGGAUGGACAGAGAAACAUUUUUGCCUUAAUGCACUAAAUGUACGACGAAGAAUCCUCUGAAAAAAGUUGACACUCUUUGACCAAAUGCAAUCCCCAUCCACCAAUUUGGCACAAACGCUUCCAGGACAGGCGCACAGUACAUUUGUCUAGGUAAAAUGUACUCAAAUUGAAGAAAAUUUACUCAGAAACAAAUAAUUUGGUUCCUCUCACUGAAAAAAAAAAUCUAAUUUACUUAGACAAAUUUACUGUGCUUAAACCAGAUUUGACCAGUUUUCUGUUUUCAUAAGAUAUUUAUUAAUAUAUGAUGGGGUGUAACUGAGUGAAAUGAUUUCCCCACAUUAGUUUUCACAUUAAUUUCAAAACGCUGUCUCUGAUAUCGAUCAUGAGGCUGGCUGCUGCCCAAAAAAUGGAACCAAGUGGAGCUUGGCACUGGUUAGACUGCUGUGCGAGAAAUGACCACAAGGGGGAGCUAGAUGACUUGGAGAAAGGAGCAACGACGCAUGUUCCAUCCAGGGAUUUUUCUGCUCAGUCCCUCCUUUGCAUUUGUUUUAAAUCACACUUGCAAAAGCUACCUUUAAUGGACAUAAAAAAAAGAAUAUAUGCAGCCAUUUUUUAAUUUUCCUUGCUUUGCUUUCUUGUGACGAAUCUGUUGACACGUGGUUGACCGGAUCUACCUUCUCCAGGUGUUUGACGAGAGAAAACUUCUGUUUCCCUGUAGCAAAAACAGAAUGUAUUUUUCUAUGUUUUCUGUCCGUUUCAGCAUGAAAUGUGCAGCCUCCUUGCGUUGUACUUGUGUUGAGCAGAUGUUUUAAAACAAAACUGAUGUCAUGCGUGAACUUUAUCACAAUACUGUUAGAUAUUAGAACAAAAAGUCCCUAGAAAAGAAAAAAAAAAAUAUUUAAUUUUUGUUGAGAAAAUUGCCUGGUUUUUGUGUCUUGGUACAGAUUUUAGGAGCAAUUUUCUGUUUUGCCCCCUUCUGAAGGAACAAGUGAACGUUUAGUAUGCAGGUCACUUUCCUUUCCUUUUUUACUGCAACUUCAGUGAAGUUAAUCGCCAGUUCAGCAUCACACAAGCAGAGCAUUUGACCAGAGUUGCCUCUUGGAAGGUCCCGCAGAGUAUUUAUUGUGUAAAAGAGAGCUCGACUGACCACAUUUUUGCAACCUAGAAUUACUAAAUGCUACUCGAAAACAAGUGUUAAUGUGUGCCAUGUGUGAUAUGAUAGUAUGUGGUACUGAGUCAUGUAAGCUGUAGAUACAAAAUGUACUAAUGUGUUGUUUUUCAGGAACAUCCUUAUUGGGUUUUUUUUUGUUUUGUUUUGUUUCUUCUUAACUACAUAAAUGGCAAUUGUGGAACUAUAUUAAAUGCAACUUGUUAUUCUUAGAGAAAAUAUGCCAAACGUGUAUGAGUAAAUAUUUGAAGAUUUG